This is a messenger RNA of Oncorhynchus tshawytscha (Chinook salmon), 1383 nucleotides long. RefSeq names its product E3 ubiquitin-protein ligase MARCHF8-like. Gene Ontology annotation, cellular component: lysosome; early endosome membrane; late endosome membrane. The record is from RefSeq and is a predicted model, not a curated record. Gene Ontology annotation, molecular function: ubiquitin protein ligase activity; zinc ion binding; MHC protein binding. The coding region runs from base 395 to 1258 and encodes 287 amino acids. NCBI's taxonomy places the organism in Eukaryota, Metazoa, Chordata, Actinopteri, Salmoniformes, Salmonidae. Gene Ontology annotation, biological process: protein polyubiquitination; antigen processing and presentation of peptide antigen via MHC class II; immune response. The transcript is spliced from 8 exons.
CGGCGGUGAGUGUUCAUUGUUUUGUUCUGCACGUUGCGUACAUUUUGAACUGGGAUUUGAGCAUUUGAUCACCGCGGAGCACCUCAGUAAAUUAUCUGGCUACAUUGUAACUGCUGCGCCUUUUAUAAAAUAAUUCUUCCUGAGACGACGCGUGGCUUGAUGGACUAGUUUGGACCAUAAAAUUGUGUUAAUAUCUGCAUUUCACGACCGCUGCUGUAGCCUACAGAAAUACAUAACUGUCAGCAAUUCUACAACAUACGGAAGUAUAAAAAAUACGAGCAGUGCAGGCUACGGUAGGAGUAGUGUUUUGGCCAGCCAUGCCUGUUGCCGUGGCAGCAGCAGCAAGACAGGAAGUGUGUGUGUGAGUACGCCCAGUCCGGUGGUUUCCGCGGGGAUGAACAUGCCACUGCACCAGAUCUCUGUCAUCCCCCGUGAUGUCCCUUCCUCCCGGGUCAGCAGCAGCGGAAAGGCCAAGGACAAAGACAAACAGAAUGAGAAGCCCCUCGGUCAUUCUGCCAGCAGGUCCAGCAAUAUUUCCAAGGCGGGGAGCCCCACCUCCGUCAACGCCCCCUGCAACUUCUCACGAACGUCAGUCACCCCCUCCAACCAGGACAUCUGCAGGAUCUGUCACUGUGAAGGAGAUGAUGAGAGCCCGUUGAUAACACCGUGCCACUGUACGGGCAGCCUGCGUUUCGUCCACCAGGCGUGCCUGCAGCAGUGGAUCAAGUCCUCAGACACACGCUGCUGUGAACUCUGCAAGUACCAGUUCAUCAUGCAGACCAAGCUGAAACCCCUGCGCAAGUGGGAGAAGCUCCAGAUGACGUCUAGUGAGAGGAGGAAGAUCAUUUGUUCUGUGACGUUCCAUGUCAUCGCCAUCACCUGCGUGGUGUGGUCCCUCUACGUGCUCAUCGACCGCACUGCAGACGAGAUCAGAGCAGCCGGAAGAAUCCCAGGUAUCCUGGAGUGGCCAUUCUGGACCAAACUGGUGGUGGUAGCCAUCGGCUUCACUGGCGGCCUGGUCUUCAUGUACAUCCAGUGUAAAGUCUACAUCCAGCUGUGGCGAAGACUCAAGGCCUACAACCGGGUGAUCUACGUCCAGAAUCGCCCGGAGACGUGUAAAAAGCAGAUGUUGGAGAAGCCUCCCCUCAUGGAGCCCAAUGUGGAGCACAAGGAGGCUCUGGCCCCCACCCAGUCAGACACAAACUCCUCCCAGUACACAGAGACAGAAGACUACAGUAUGGAAGUGCUCCAUGUUUGACCGACAUAUACACACAUACAGGCACACACCAUGUCUGACCCACAUAUACACACAUACAGGGACACACCAUGUCUGACCCACAUAUACACACAUACAGGGACACACCAUGUCUGACCCACAUAUAC